Messenger RNA from Scatophagus argus, 1719 nucleotides. RefSeq names its product solute carrier family 25 member 51b (gene slc25a51b). Bases 229 to 1164 code for a protein of 311 amino acids. Lineage: Eukaryota; Metazoa; Chordata; Actinopteri; Scatophagidae. The record is from RefSeq and is a predicted model, not a curated record. The transcript is spliced from 2 exons.
AAACUGCAGAGGUGCGCAUGCGCUAACGAUUCAUCUCUGCUGUCACCUGCUACUUGUGGUGCUGCAGACACGACCUACAGUUGUGUCCCAAUUACCUUGCGAAUACCCGUACUCUACCUGUCCAGGGACAGGACAGCGACUGGUGUAUACGGCAGGGUAUAUAUUUCACAGAAGUGUGUGGAACCGAUGUGAUGCUGGAGGAACAGGCUGAGGAGCACUGAGCUUCCCAUGGCCGUUAGCACCAUGGACUCUGAGUCAGCGCGGACACCGCAGCCUCAGGCUGCCCUGACUAAAGGAAGUUGUUCCCUGUUGCCUGCUGGGGCUCUGAGUGCUAUUGUGGACCAUCACGGGAAGCACUACGUCUGUGGUUCCAUUGCAGCUUUUACCAACAUUGUGGUGACCUUUCCCAUCCAGAAGGUGCUCUUUCGCCAGCAGCUGCAUGGAGUGUUGGCCACUGAGGCGGUGCGGCAGCUCCAGAGAGAUGGGCUGAGGAAUCUUUAUCGGGGUUUGCUGCCCCCACUGCUCCAGAAGAGCACUACAGUGGCCAUAAUGUUUGGCCUGUAUCAGGACUUCUCCAGAGUCUUACUAGACCUGGUCGAUGGCAGUGGUGUGCCGGAGCUUGUCACUCGUAGCUUUGCUGCAGCAUUGGCAGGAACCGCAGAGGCCAUCCUGACACCAUUUGAGCGUGUGCAGACUCUCCUACAAGACCAUCGGCACCACGGGCGCUUCAACAACACAGCCCACACCUUCCGAACACUUUUGUCUGAGUAUGGUGUGAGAGAGUGCUACCGUGGCCUUGUGCCCAUACUCCUCCGUAAUGGUCCUAGCAAUGUUCUCUUCUUUGGGCUCCGUGGGCCCAUCAAGGAGCAGCUCCCGGAGGCCACAAGCCGCGCAGGUCACUUGCUUAAUGAUUUUGUGUGUGGAGGGUUGUUGGGGGCAGCCCUUGGCAUCAUGUUCUACCCAUUAAAUGUGGUAAAGUCCCGUGCUCAGUCUCAGGUUGGUGGAGACUUCCAGCCUUGCAGGAAGGUGCUGCUAACAGUAUGGAGAGAAAGGGGUGGCAGUUUGGCCAUGCUCUUUAGAGGAGCCCACCUCAACUACCACCGUUCACUCCUCUCCUGGGGGAUCAUCAACGCAACUUACGAACUGCUGCUGAAGAUUAUGUGAAAAGGAGAAUAGAGAUGAGAUCUAGAGGGGAAGACACAGUAUGUGAAAUGUAAAGCCUGUAUGGAGAAAUGGAGCUAAUUUGUUGAGAAGAAAGGAAAUCAUAAAGUAAAGCCAAUGCACUUGCUGUCUGGCAUUGCUGUUGGAAUGCUAACAGCAACGAAGUUGCACUUCUGACAGGGGGCCAACAGUCAUUGUGAGAUAAACCGCCUGCCAUUGUUAAUAUUUACUGUUGUCAAAGUGUUGAAAAUAAAGUGCACGCUUUAUCCUAUACAGAACUUGUGCCAGGGUCCAAUUAAAAUGCCCUUGUUUGCUUAGUCUACAAAGUUUGGGGGAGCAAACUGAACUUUGGCGCCUUUUUGAUGAGUUCCAAGUAAAGUCUACUUUACUGGAUUAAGUGUUUUGUAGGAGGAGCUGUUCCUUCAUAUGUGCCCUGUGCUGUGGUGUGUCUUGUUGAGAAUAUCUAUAAUGUCUGUUUGACUAAGGGCACUUCCUCUGUGAGGCUUUUUUCUGCAUUGAUUGAUGUAAAUGUGAGUAAAGCACACAGUUACACCCAGA